GUCCCGACUGGUUUCUUGUCAUCAGUCAGGCCCAUUUAGUUCUUGCAGUAGCAUUUACUCAAUGUAACAUCUCAACUUGACCACAAGAUCUGCAGCAAAAGAGUAUACAUCUUUAACUACCACAAGUUCACACGAAAAUGACUCCCCUGCUCCAACUUUGCUCUAAAAUUUGAUGUUUGGCUCCUAUUUUACCCAAUAAUGUCAACCUUAUCUUCCACAUUCCUACAAGCCUCACAUCCAACAUUACACCACAAGCCUUAUACUUCUCCAACUUCAUCAAUCCGAUGCUGCAGCUGCGACCAAACAAGCCAUGUCCACGUUGACAAGAACAAUGUCGUUGAGAAUUCAAGUACUAUUAGGCCGCCUCGGCCGCGUAGGAUCAUUUUAGUUAGACAUGGACAGAGCGAGGGGAAUGUCGAUGAGGGCGCUUACACCAGGGUGGCUGAUCCUAACAUUGCACUCACUGAGAAAGGAUUGAAAGAGGCUGCAGAGUGCGGACAUGUCAUCAAGGAGAUGAUCAAGAAAGACGGGGCGGAUGAUUGGAAAGUGUACUUCUAUGUGUCUCCCUACAGGAGAGCACGAGAAACACUACGGAAUGUUGGCAAGGCUUUUGGAAGAUCAAGGAUAGUUGGGCUCAGAGAGGAGCCUCGUCUGCGAGAGCAGGAUUUUGGAAACUUUCAGGACAGAGAACAAAUGAAAAUUCAGAAAGCUGCUAGGCAUCUCUAUGGACGUUUCUUCUAUCGAUUUCCCAAUGGAGAAUCAGCAGCAGAUGUUUACGACAGAAUAACAGGAUUCAGGGAAACGCUGAAGAGUGACAUUGACGUGGGACGCUUUCAGCCACCUGGUGAACAGAGUCCAAACAUGAACCUGGUAAUAGUAUCACACGGUUUAACAUUGAGAGUAUUCUUAAUGAGGUGGUACAAAUGGACGGUGAAGCAAUUCGAAGGACUAAAUAACAUGAACAAUGGAAGCGUAAUGGUGAUGGAGAGAGGUCAUGGUGGAAGGUACAGUUUAUUAAUGCAUCACACAAAAGAACAACUACGGGAGUUUGGCUUGACAGAAGAAAUGUUAACUGACCAGGAAUGGCAGAAAAUAGCAAAACCAGGUGAGUUGAAUUAUGAUAGCUUAACAACAGGACCAUCUUUCUUCACACACUUUGAGGAGGAAGAAAACGUAUCCCAGUCGGUGAACGUGAAGGCUGAUGGAUAAUGAGCACAUCCUGAGAUACCAGAAUGUUGUUGGUCACUUGAAACCGAUAUCAUGUUUUUGGAUCGUCAAGCUACUUGAGUUGCCAUGUAAAUUAGUAUGAAAGAGCAAUCGAAAUAUAAAUAGUAUUCAAAACCUUUUUCCCCCAAUUAGGCUUCUGAGAAUGGGAACAUCUCUUUACCUGUCACGUGAUAAAGGGCCUCAAAUUCUACAAUCUCCUGGUGAAGAACAAUACUAAAGUAUAUAAAGGUAAAAGAUCUGCGAAGAAUGUUGUAACAAGACAUGGGGAAGUGCCUGUCAGUCCGAGAAACUCAGUACCAAUUUACAAAGAUUGCAUAGCUGAAGCUCAUGACAGAAAAACUGGUCGACUUGGUACUCCGACAAGCAAAAGAUAUAAGUAUAUAACAACCAAAACAAUGCCUGAUAAUAGCGCGACAGGUGAUUGUAAGUUGUACCAGACUUUUUACAAUGUGUGUGAUUCAAAUGCUUUUAUCUGAAGUGAAAUCCCUCAUGCAUCUCCUUGAUGUCA
Messenger RNA from Daucus carota subsp. sativus, 1735 nucleotides. RefSeq names its product phosphoglycerate mutase-like protein AT74H. NCBI's taxonomy places the organism in Eukaryota, Viridiplantae, Streptophyta, Magnoliopsida, Apiales, Apiaceae. The transcript is spliced from 5 exons. The coding region runs from base 199 to 1209 and encodes 336 amino acids. The record is from RefSeq and is a predicted model, not a curated record. Gene Ontology annotation, molecular function: phosphatase activity.